AUGGCGGCGCGCGGGGCGUUCUUGGCGCCGGUGUUGGUGCCUGUGAGCAGCUGCUUCGUUAACCUCCCGCCUGCAUUUGUGCAGGCCUUCGUGGGCGGCCCCGAGUUGAUGAGUGUCGCGGGGGCUACGAUCCUGGAGCUCUCGUGGGAGACACUAGAUGGAUAUGUACAGCGCGUUUGUGUUGGCUGGAUUGGCGGUAUCGUUAAGGACGGAGCUCUACGCAGUGACAUCAUUGAAAUGCCUAUCGAGCUAGCGCGUUGUGUAGGCAUCCAAGACCACUUGGAGAAGAUGCCACAGGCUUUUAUUGGGGUGCAUGUGGUGGAGGCGUUGCCGAUUGCGCGACAAGUGAGCGUUGAGCCUUGCACGCCGGACGACUGGGAGCUGAUUCAAUUGCAUGCUGGGGCUGUCGAGACGGAGCUGCUUCGACAGAUGUGCGUGGUCAAUGACAAGCAAGUGAGUCCCAUCUGGAUCAACCAGAACACGCUCAUUCGCAUUCGGGCUUCGCUUCCAGUUGGGAUGGAGCAUGCUCGCUUGACUCCAGCUUCGGAGGUUAUUGUGGCACCAAAAGAACGUCAGGUGCAAACGACAGAGAGUGGCAUGAGCCCCGAUCUGUACUACGAGCAGUCCCCAUCGUUGCUUGUUCAGGAAAGUGUAGGCACGCUCCGAAAUGAUACGGUUGACGAGGUGUGGGUUCAUCCGGAAUUUCUAGCCAUGCUAGAUGGAGCAGUGAUCUCUGACGCUCCUUCAGACGCGCAAGAAGCUCCUGUCGUAGCGCUUUGGAGUCCUGAUUCGAAGUCGACGACCGGUGUCGUAUCCGAAACUAACGAGAGCAAACCCACAAGACAACAACCUGUAUGCUAUGUCGCGAGAUUGAAAGCCUCCUAUGACGUUGUGCGGGGCCACAUCGCUUUAAACCAAGGCGCGACUGCCAGCUUGGGUACCCGAGCGCGUGAGUCAAUUCUUCUUCGCGUUCUAAAGCUACCGGAGCUCCCGCCUUCUUCGGUGACUUUAUUCAUCAAUCCAGAAGGCCCCAAUGGUGCUAACUCCACACUGACUGGUCACGUCCAACAAGCAUUUCUGCGCUGGAGUAGCUCACCCAACUGUAGUCAUGUGAUCAGCUCAGGCUCAGUUUUUUGUCUUGAACUGGAUAAUGGAAAAGCUGUCGAAGCAGUUGCUGACGUCCAAUACGACGCCGAAGAAGUUUUCAACGCUGAGCAGCUGAAAGAUGUUCCAGUUGGUGCUAUUGAGAAAUACACUGUGCUGGGUGGGAGCCAUGGACACGUUCUAUCGAUGAACCAAUUGACCGUGAAGAGUGCUGCCGGUCCCCAGCAAAAAGUGCUAGCGAAAGCGCGGAGCUACGCUUCGUCCAUUAGCACGUUGAAUCUAUCAGUGCUGGAUUUAUCACGGAGCGCGAAGAGCUACUCUACGUUGAUGAAAGCUGUGCGACCUGUGCUAUCUCAAGACGCUUCAGCUGCGCGAGUUCUGCUGGGUACAAAACCUCCAGGAUGUGCCUUAUUGCAUGGCGAGCGAGGCAGCGGUAAAUCGACACUCUUACGCGCUUUGGUGCACGAGGUUCAGUCCUCAUCGAAGUUUUCAGCUUACACAACGACGGUCGAGUGCCGAAACUUACGAGGACUCAAGAUGGAGUCGGUGAAAUCUCGGCUGAACGAGGUGUUUGAAGAGGCUGAUACCCAUGCGCCUGCUUUGAUUGUCCUGGAUAACUUGGACGCGCUAGUGCCGGAAGAAGACGAGUCGGCAGGUGCUGCUAACGAGCAAUCGCGACGUAUAGCAGAGCUGUUAUUGGUUUUAAUGAACCAGAACUGUCAGCGCAUGUGGAAGACAACAGCGGAGUUGAAGGCAUCAUUUAAACGAGAGUGUGAAGCCAUCAAGGGUUUAUCUGAAGAACUGAAACAACGCGCACGAAGGAAGCUGUUGGAGACAGUAGGCAAUGCUAUGCAGAGCAAAAGUGUGGUUGUUGUGGCCGCCGCUCGAUCUGACACCAGCAUACACAAGACAUUGCGAGGAUGUGGGCUCUUUGAUCGCCCCAUUCAAGUGACUUCACCGGAUGCAGAGCGGCGUGAAAUGUUGAUUCGCGAGAUGCUGAAUAUGAAGGUAGACAACGCGAACUCAACUGGCAAAGGAACGGAGGACUCGCGACAAAUUGUCGUUGAUCCUGCCAUUGACUUUGGACUUCUAUCAUCGUUGACCGAGGGCUACAGUCUCCGUGACUUGUCAAGCGCUACAGACCGAGCCUUGCAUCAGAUGUUCAAACGCAACGCUCUACAGCCGAGCAAGCGCUCCGAGAUGAUUCACAAGGUCCAGCAGAGCGACUUUGUGGAAGGCAUUGAAGACUUCCAGCCGACGGCAUUAAUUGGAGUUGAUCUCUUUAAGAGCUCGGUAAAGUGGAGCGACGUGGGAGGGUUAAAACAUGUGCGAACAGUGCUCAAAGACACGCUGGAGCUUCCUACUCGAUAUGCGAAGUUAUACGACAAUACACCGAUCAAGCUUCCGGCUGGUAUGCUGCUCUAUGGCCCCCCUGGAUGUGGCAAAACUCUACUGGCUAGUGCAGUGGCGCAUGAGUGUGGCUUGAACUUUAUCAGUGUGAAGGGCCCUGAAGUAUUGAACAAGUAUAUCGGCGCUAGUGAACAAGCCAUCCGCGACCUGUUUGCGCGUGCUGGCUCAGCUGCUCCGUCGGUGCUUUUCCUUGACGAGUUCGAUUCGAUUGCUCCUCGUCGCGGUGCCGAUAAUACUGGAGUCACAGAUCGUUUGGUGAACCAAUUGCUCACGUUCUUGGAUGGAGUUGAAGCCAGAAAGGGAGUGUACGUGCUGGCGGCUACAAGUCGACCGGAUAUGAUUGAUCCAGCUCUUCUUCGACCUGGACGCCUUGACAAAUCCCUAUACUGCGGUUUUCCGAAUGAGGAAGAGCGUUUGGACAUCCUUCGUGCUGUGUCGAAGGACAUGGAGCUGUCCGAUGAAGCGCUCGAGUAUCUUCCUGAAAUUGCAAGAGCCCCGAAAAGCGCUCACUUCUCGGGCGCGGACCUGCAAGCUAUCAUGUACUCAGCGCAGCUGGAACUUGUGCACGAAAAGUUAAACGGCGACGGGUCCAAUCUCAUUAACAAGACCCAUGUGCAGACGUCGUUCGAGAACGCCAAGCCUUCAACAUCCGAGGCCGCACGUCUGCAAUUUGAACGUAUGUACGCAGGCUUCUCCAAGGCGCGUAACACCGACUUCUCCGUGGCUGAAGCCGACGUUUCUGCCACAAGCGACUCGCUCAAGUCGCACAUUGCUCAUCAACGGACAGCACUCGCGUAG
Phytophthora nicotianae INRA-310 is the source of this 3312-nucleotide messenger RNA. RefSeq lists its product as hypothetical. Gene Ontology annotation, molecular function: ATP binding; ATP hydrolysis activity. The record is from RefSeq and is a predicted model, not a curated record. Lineage: Eukaryota; Oomycota; Peronosporomycetes; Peronosporales; Peronosporaceae. Bases 1 to 3312 code for a protein of 1103 amino acids. The transcript has 13 exons. Gene Ontology annotation, biological process: protein import into peroxisome matrix. Gene Ontology annotation, cellular component: peroxisome; peroxisomal membrane; cytosol.